AUGAAUCGAUAUCGCAACGCCCCGACGCUCCGAGGCCCUGACAAAGCCACCGCGACCACGCUGUGCCAAAAAUGCCUCAAACGAGAUAUUUACGAGUGCAAGGCACCUCCACAAGAGCGCCCAUACAUCCCGCGGCCUUCACGGACUCAGCAGCUACUGAACCCUGACUUGGUACCCAAGCUCUCCAGUGACAACCCAAAUGAGCUUCUGCGGAAAGAGGGUUUAGCGGAUGAAUUGCUUGCCCGCCGAGAGGAGGAGCGUGGCCGGAAGGAAGACUUAGGGGAUUUGUCAGAUCGCUAUUCUCACUCGCCGAAACGGGACAGGUCUCUAUCAGUGGCAACGAUAUCCACAAAUCGAUCCUAUGACUCGUCUCCCCACCGCGGCAAACACGGCGCAAACGAAACUGAUCGUCGAGACGAUUCAAGAUCACCCGAGAAAACUCGAAAGAGACGCUACAGUGAUUCUAGUGAGGAUCAUACAGGCUCACCCCAACCGGGGCGAAAGACCCGCUCACCGUCUGGGGAGCCAGCUGACGACCGAAACACACGGCGACGACGUCGAGAGUCUAGCCCUGAAGAACGAGGUCGGCAUCGUGGGUCAGGGAGACACAGCGAGAGAAGACGCCGCCGAAGCAGGAGCUUGGACAAGGAGCGAAUAAAAGAUAUGCGCUCUAUGACUCCGGAUGUCCCCCGUGAUCGUUCAUACCGGGAUCGAGCAAGUCCACCACGCCAAUUUCAGUCUGGACGAUCCAGACCUGAUUCUCAAGCGCAGAAACAAGAACCUCCUCGCGAGCGAAGCCUGAGUCCUUUCUCUAAGCGCCUUCGAUUGACCGAGGCUAUGAACCACGGACGGUAA
Penicillium bovifimosum is the source of this 855-nucleotide messenger RNA. RefSeq names its product zinc finger CCHC-type containing 10. The coding region runs from base 1 to 855 and encodes 284 amino acids. The record is from RefSeq and is a predicted model, not a curated record. The transcript has 3 exons. Lineage: Eukaryota; Fungi; Ascomycota; Eurotiomycetes; Eurotiales; Aspergillaceae.